UCAAAAUGUUCAAGACACUCAAACUGAAUUUCUUUCCUCAAAAAGCCAAAAACCUUUCCCUCUUUUUCUUUACAAGCAAAACCCACAACUCAAAAAUCACCCUUCAAGACAGACCCACCACUGCUCCAACCCUUCUGGUCACAACUCACACUCACCACCACCACCGCUACCGCCACCUCCGCCGCAGCAAAUACCACCACUAUCAUGCCUCCUCGCGACAGCUCUCAAUCUCCUCUCCUCAGUCUCCAUUUACUAAUCCUUCUCUUAUCUAUAAUCACCUUCCUUCUCUUCUUCAUCUUCUUCUUUACAGUCCCUAAUACUCACCACAACAACAUCAUUAACAAUAAUAAACUCCGAUCACCACCGCCGCUACCGGUUAAGAAGAGCUGGCCGGACUCUCUCAGUACAUUUCUUGUAUUAUUUGCUAUCCUCUGCGGAGUCUUUGCUAGAAGAAACACCGACGAUCCUCCUUCUUCCGGCGACGACGGUAUCCGAAACAACGAUAAUGUUGGCCGCAAUGUUUUAGAUAGCAAGGAACCUGGAAGCAGCCACGUGUCAAAUCAUAAUUGGUUCGAUGGUCGUAAUCAGUUUGCUUCACCGGCGAUGCCUGUACGGAGGUUAAAGAGAAACAGUAGCUCAUAUCCAGAUCUCCGGCAAGAAUCCUUAUGGCAAUCCGAUGACGAUGAUGUUAACCGAUUCAGAUUCUUUGAUGAUUUUGAAAUAAGCAAGUUUAGAUCAUCUGAUUAUAGUAAUAUUAAUAAUAUUAAUAAUAAUAAUAAUCGGAGACAGAGAAGCGGUUAUGUAUUUGAUCAAGAUUCUCCGAUUGUUAAAGAAAUUCCGGUUGAUACUUACGUGAUUAACCGCUCAUCAACGCCAACUCCGCCACCAAUGUCGCCAGCUCCGCCUCCUCCUCCACCACCGCCACCGCCGGUAUCAAGAAACCAUCAUAGACAGAGAAGAAGUCAUAGAACAGUUCCUCGUGAAGAAAAUGAAGGUGAAGUUCAAAAUCCUCCGCCUCCUCCACCACCACCUCCUCCUCCACCACCGUCAGCUCCGGCGGUUACGAAGAAACUGGAACGCAAGAAGAGUAAUGCGACUAAGGAGAUAAAAAUGGCUUUGAUUUCAUUUUAUCAUCAGAGUAAAAGAAAGAAGAAACAGAAAACUAGGAAUUUUUACAACGAACACUCUCAUUCUCAGCCGCAUUCUUUCACCGUACCACCGCCAUCACCGCCUCCUCCUCCACCUCCUCCGCCAUCAUUCCAUAAUUUUUUCAAAAAGAGCGGCAAAAAUAAGAGAAUUCAUUCAUUCUCUGCUCCUCCACCGCCACCGCCACCUCCACCACGACAGGAUACACUCUCGAAAAGGUCGUCCAAGCGUCAAACAACACCUCCUCCGCCAACUCCACCGCCGCCACCGCCAGCACCGCAAACACCUCCACGAGCACCAAUAAGGCGAGAGAGAUACACUCCCACGGGCCGGCCACCAUUGCCGACGAGAGUUAGUUCAUAUGAGGAAAACAUGAAUAGCGGAGGACAAUCACCACUAAUUCCAAUGCCGCCUCCGCCUCCACCGCCGCCGUUCAAAGUGCCAGGGUUUAAAUUUAUGGUGAGAGGAGAUUAUGUUAAAAUACGGAGCGCACACAGUUCGCGAUGCAGCUCUCCUGAGUUGGAGGAGGUCAACAGACAGUCAACGGAAAGGGUCAACGCAAUGGAGGGUGGAUCUGUGUUCUGUCCCAGCCCAGAUGUGAAUUAUAAAGCUGACUCUUUCAUUGCGAGGCUUAGAGGAGAAUGGAGGAUGGAGAAGAUAAAUUCAGUGAAGAACAGAAGUAUGGGCCUUGGCCCAGAUUCAAGCCCAUCUUCGAUAUGAAAAACUUACUGAAGUCUGCACACAAAGAAAACAAGUACUGGUUUAACAUGAUGAUAGUUAAAGAAAAAAUACUAGUAUUAUAUAGGGUGGGGCUCGAGUCGGGUAUGGUUUUUUUUAUUACCCAUAAGAGCUUCUUUUAUAGAGAAUUUGGCGUGGAGUUUUUGAUUUUUUGUUUUGAAAGUUUGAAAUGUCGUUUGGAUAAUGAAAGAUAGAGUUGAUGUAUAGGAUAUGUUAGUGAUUUUGAUGAAGUUGGUACUAAAGUUUAGAGUUUGAUGAUUGAAUACAAAGUUUGGAUUGUUUGAUGGUCUUACAAACAGAAUAAUAAUAGUUUCUCAAUUGUGUGUGAUUGAA
Messenger RNA from Mercurialis annua (annual mercury), 2217 nucleotides. RefSeq lists its product as uncharacterized. The record is from RefSeq and is a predicted model, not a curated record. The coding region runs from base 205 to 1866 and encodes 553 amino acids. The transcript has a single exon. Lineage: Eukaryota; Viridiplantae; Streptophyta; Magnoliopsida; Malpighiales; Euphorbiaceae.